AUGCCGCCGCCGCCGCCGCCGCCGCCGCCCGAGCUGGCGGACGACCUCCUCCGCCAGGUAUUCCUCCGCCUCCAGCCGGACGACCCCGCGUGCCUCCUCCACGUCUCCCUCGCCUGCAAGCGCUGGCACCGCAUCCUCACCGACCCCGCCUUCCGCCGCCGCCACCGGGAGCUCCACCGGAUGCCAUCACUCGUGGGGUUCCUGCGCAUCGCGGAGGAAGACCCUCCGUACGCGUCCUGCUUCGUCCCUAACAACCCCGCCUCCGGUUGCCCCGCCGCCCGUGACCUCCCGGGGCGGCUCGUGCUCGACUGCCGCCACGGCCGCGUCCUCUUCGUCGCGCCGAGCCCAAGCCUCGGCACUCAGCUAAACUAUGACAUCAUCAUGUGGGACCCCUUGACGAACGAGGAGCGCUGCUUGCCCCGGCUCUCGCCCUCACCCACGGUCAUAUGCGGCCGCCACUUCAACGCCGCGGUGCUCUGCUCCGCCCCUGCGGAAGGCUGCGACCACAGCAAAUGCCACGGUGGCCCCUUCCGCGUGGCCUUCGUCUGGAGUCGCACCUUUGGCGAUUUACAUUCAUUUCUCACGUCUGCUCGUGUGUACUCCUCGGAGACGGGCAAUUGGAGCGAGCCCAUCUCUGUUGAGCAUCCUAAUGUGUUCGUCCUUGACAGGAUGCCAUGCACCAGCACCCUUGUGGGAGACACUCUCUACUUCCGCUUUGGCUUUGUGCAUGCUUUGGAGUACCAGCUUGGCGCACAGUGCUUAUCUGUCAUCCUUGGACCUCCACAGUCGGUAUUCCAAAGUUGCGCUAUUUCCCUCGUGUCCAUGGAGGACGGUGGGCUAGGAUGCAUGGACGUGGAGGAGGAUGAAUCAAGCCUCCGUCUACGACUGUGGUCAAGGGAUGCAGCUUCACGCUGUGAUGGAGAUGCAGGAUGGACAAGGGGCAGGGCCAUAGAGCUUGAGAAACUGCUACCUGAUGGUGCCCUCCCAUCUCCACGGUUGGCAUAUGAUCUGCGUUCCAGGGUUCCGAGUAUACAGUUGCUUGGCUUUGUGGAGGGCACCGAUGUCAUCUUUGUGGGUACGCAGGCUCUUAACCACCCUCAUGCUGUCUAUAUGGUCCAAUUCAACUCAGGGAGGGCCAGGAAGGUGUUUGACCAAUGCACUUUAGUCAUUCCCUAUACAAGCUUCUUCAUUCCAGUAACUGGCGCGUCUUCUAUAACUGAGGGGCCAGGAGACGACGUUUCACGUGCAUGA
This is a messenger RNA of Miscanthus lutarioriparius, 1251 nucleotides long. The record is from the annotation of a GenBank genome assembly. Lineage: Eukaryota; Viridiplantae; Streptophyta; Magnoliopsida; Poales; Poaceae.